Molecule: messenger RNA, 1434 nt
Organism: Pistacia vera
Lineage: Eukaryota; Viridiplantae; Streptophyta; Magnoliopsida; Sapindales; Anacardiaceae
Product: (-)-germacrene D synthase-like
Exons: 6
Coding region: 1-1404 (467 amino acids)
Biological process (GO): diterpenoid biosynthetic process
Molecular function (GO): terpene synthase activity; magnesium ion binding
Source: RefSeq, a predicted model, not a curated record
AUGCAGGAGCCCGGUCCUGAAGCUGAGAAGAGAAUUGACACGCUGAAAGAAGAUGUAAGAAAGAUGCUAAGCAAUGCAGCAGGAAAAGCAACAUUGGAAGAACUAUCGACUCUUAUUGAUAAUCUUCAACGCCUUGGCGUGGCAUAUCACUUUGAAUAUCAGAUCAGCCAGGCCUUACAGUCAAUUUACAACAACUAUGUUGAUAGCAACAAUAUUAAUGGUAGUGAUGACGAUGAUCUGUAUACAAUUGCUCUUCGCUUCCGGCUUCUAAGGCAACACGGUAAUUCUGUGUCAUCAGAUGUAUUCAAAAAGUACGUUGAUGAUAACGGUGAAUUUAAGGCCACAUUGUCAAAUGAUGCAAGAGCUUUGUUGUGUUUGUUUGAAUCAUCGAAUUUGGGAAAGGAAGGAGAAGACAUAUUGGAACAACUCCAGCGAGUUUCUACUAGGCAAUUGAAAUUAAUGUUGCCUCAUUUAAACUCUUCUUUCGCUGAGGAAGUGAAUCGCACCCUAGAGCCACCCUUGCACAAAAGGAUGCCGAGAUUAGAAGCAAGGCAAUAUAUCUCUAUCUAUGAAGCAGAUGCAGCUCGAAACGACCUAUUAUUGGAGAUAGCGAAGUUAGAUUUCAAUUCCUUACAGAAAUUGCACUGGACAGAGCUCUGUGACCUCUCAAGGUGGUGGAAAGCCAUCUAUUUUGCGACAAAGCUAUCUUUUGCAAGGGAUAGGUGGGAAGUUUUGGCUGCAAAUGAUUUACCCGAAUAUAUGCAAGUAUGUUACUUUGCCCUCUUAGUCGUUGUGAAGGAAAUGGAGGACAACCUGGUGAAUGAAGGACGAUCUUAUCGUGUACAUUAUGCAAAAGAGGCAAUGAAAGCCCUGGUCAGAGCUUACUUUGUGGAAGCAAUCUGGUUCAACACAAAGUAUGUGCCAACAUUUGAAGAAUACUUGGAGAUUUCCGUGAUGAGCAGUGGAUACCCUAUGCUUUCUGUUCAAGCUCUUGUAGGUUUAGAAGAAGUAGCAACUAAGGAAGCCUUCGAUUGGGCUAUUAGUGUUCCCAGAAUCCUCAGGUCUUCUGCCUUAAUUGCUCGUCUCGUUGAUGACAUCCAUACUUACAAGGUUGAGGAAGAGAGAGGGGAUGCGCCAUCAGGAGUGCAAUGCUACAUGAAAGAUCACAAUGUGUCCGAGGAAGAAGCAUGCAAGAAAAUAAAAGAAAUGGUGGACAUUGCAUGGAAAAAUAUCAAUGAAGAAAUUCAAGAACCAAACCAUCCUCCUUUGCCGCUUCUUCUUCCAUCUCUAAAUCUAGCUCGAAUGAUGGAGGUGUUAUAUCAGAAUGGAGAUUGUUACACCAACUCCUCGGGGAAAACCAAGAAGAGAAUUACAUCAGUACUUGUUGAUCCUAUUCCCAUGUGAUCAUGUACAUCUUAUUUAUUUGAUUUCCAA